AUGACAUCCACCCAUCAUCCCCACUACCACCACCACGACACCGAAAGCCUCGACUACUCCUCCGACGGCUCCGAUGAUGUCCCCUUCCUCCAGAACGCGCUGAAUCCCACCCGCCGGGUCAAACGAUAUACGCGCCCAUUGAUCGACUACGUGCGCAAUGAAUGGCAAUCCAACACCAAGUACUCGUCCGGGUCGUCGCCCGAUCGCUCCGACACGCCCCGAUGGGUGCAGAUGGUCCUGUCCAUCGUCACGGCCCCGCGCUUCCGUCGCUAUGCGAUCAUCUACACCACACUGUUUCUGUCCUGUCUGCUGGGCUGGGAGUUCGUGCUGUCGCCGCGGUUGCAGGAGCACUCGGAGUUGACCAAGUCGCUGGACCCGAACUCGAAAGAGACAGUGGGCGGGUGGUACGGGACCAAUGCGCUCCCGAGCUUCGAGGGCGUCCUGCAGCUGAAGACGUUGGAUUCGUCGCUGCUGCCGGCGAAGGAGGCGCCGAAGGCGGGCGCGGAGAGCACGAGACGGUUGAUUGUGGUGGGGGACGUGCAUGGGUGCCGGAUGGAGUUGGAACGCCUCCUCGACGAAGUCACCUUCAAUGACAAGACCGACCACCUCAUCUUCACCGGCGACCUGAUCAGCAAAGGCCCCGACAGUCCCGGCGUGGUCGAUCUCGCCCGGAAACACGCCGCCUCCUGCGUGCGCGGCAACCACGAAGAUCGCGUGCUGCUGGUGCGCCAAGAACUCGCGGAGAUGGACGCCAUGACGGACACGUCGGGCGACGAGUACAUGGACGGGCUGUCGACGUCCGGAGCCCAAAAAGAUCUCCAAUUGGCCCGCAACCUCACCGACGAGCAGGCGGAGUGGCUCGACGCCUGUCCCGUGAUCCUGAACGUCGGCCACAUCCCCACGAUGGGCCAGGUCGCCGUGGUGCAUGGCGGGUUGGUCCCCGGGGUGGAUUACGACAAGCAAGAUCCGUUCAGCGUGAUGAACAUGCUGACGAUCGAUCUGGACACCCAUCUCCCGAGUUCCAGUCGCGACGGGAAGAAGUGGACCAAGUUCUUCAACAAACACCAAUCCCUCACCUACAAAUCCAGCAAGCACGCCGACGCCCAGGCCACCGACUCCCAGGCCACGACCGUCAUCUACGGCCACGACUCCAAGUCCUCCCUCAGCAUCAGCACCUACACCAAGGGUCUGGACUCGGGCUGCGUCAAGGGCGGGAAGCUGACCGCCUUGGUCAUCGCCGACGGCGGCGACCAGAAGGUCAUCCAGGUCCGGUGUAACAACUAUCUGGAGAAGUAG
Molecule: messenger RNA, 1296 nt
Organism: Aspergillus aculeatus ATCC 16872
Lineage: Eukaryota; Fungi; Ascomycota; Eurotiomycetes; Eurotiales; Aspergillaceae
Product: putative serine/threonine-protein phosphatase
Exons: 3
Coding region: 1-1296 (431 amino acids)
Biological process (GO): polyphosphate catabolic process
Cellular component (GO): cytoplasm
Molecular function (GO): endopolyphosphatase activity; phosphatase activity
Source: RefSeq, a predicted model, not a curated record